Messenger RNA from Solanum verrucosum, 650 nucleotides. RefSeq names its product 60S ribosomal protein L32-1. The coding region runs from base 96 to 497 and encodes 133 amino acids. The record is from RefSeq and is a predicted model, not a curated record. NCBI's taxonomy places the organism in Eukaryota, Viridiplantae, Streptophyta, Magnoliopsida, Solanales, Solanaceae. Gene Ontology annotation, biological process: translation. The transcript is spliced from 4 exons. Gene Ontology annotation, cellular component: cytosolic large ribosomal subunit; ribosome. Gene Ontology annotation, molecular function: structural constituent of ribosome.
UUGUACUACUCUCCAUUAACAAUCUUCUCUAGCAAGGAGUUCGCGGCUUAGCAGAAACCCUAGUUCCAAAGGUAAGGUAAGGUAGAACUUCAACAAUGGCCGUGCCUCUGCUUAACAAGAAGGUCGUGAAGAAGAGAGUGAAGAGGUUUAUUAGACCUCAGAGUGACCGAAGAAUCACUGUCAAGGAAAGCUGGCGCAGACCCAAGGGUAUUGAUUCUAGAGUGAGGAGAAAGUUCAAGGGAUGUGUCUUGAUGCCCAAUAUUGGUUACGGGUCAGACAAGAAGACUCGCCACUAUCUUCCCAAUGGCUUCAAGAAGUUUGUUGUGCAUAAUGCUAGUGAGCUUGAGAUCCUAAUGAUGCACAACAGAACUUACUGUGCAGAAAUUGCACAUAAUGUUUCCACCAGGAAGAGGAAAGAGAUCGUCGAGCGAGCUGCCCAGCUUGAUGUUGUCAUAACAAACAAGCUUGCUAGGUUGCACAGCCAGGAGGAUGAAUGAGCAUUUUGGCUUUAGAUGAGAUCUCUAUAUUGUUUAAGUGUUUGAACCUGUUCCUUGUGUUUUGUUUAAUUAAUACUCUGUUUUUCCCGAAGUGGAUUUUGAUACAUCCUAUUGCUAUCAAAUGCUUAAAUUUUCAGAUUUUAGUACACCUUU